Messenger RNA from Drosophila nasuta, 4628 nucleotides. RefSeq names its product Reversion-inducing-cysteine-rich protein with kazal motifs (gene Reck). Lineage: Eukaryota; Metazoa; Arthropoda; Insecta; Diptera; Drosophilidae. Bases 446 to 3679 code for a protein of 1077 amino acids. The record is from RefSeq and is a predicted model, not a curated record. Gene Ontology annotation, biological process: extracellular matrix organization. Gene Ontology annotation, molecular function: protein binding; metalloendopeptidase inhibitor activity. The transcript has 7 exons. Gene Ontology annotation, cellular component: plasma membrane.
UGUAUAUACUAUACAAGUUUUAUUUUUUUACUUUUGGUUAAAAUGUGAAUGCCGCGACACAGUAGCUACAUUGUGCUCCGAUUUUAUUUUAUUCCUCAACACUUGGAACGAACGCGCGAGGUCAAUUGGCUUAAUUAGUGUGUGACAGGCGCGGGAAGAGGAAGUGGGUUUUAAGGGGGAAACUCACUGCUGAUCUCGACGCCAAAGGGAAUGUCCACUUGCUAAGCAAUUUACUUUCAUUCACAGAAAGCUUUUAUCGGACGUUAUCAAAUGCAAAAUAUCGUUUAUCGAUUAAUAAGUGCUGCAAAAAUCGAAAGAAACAAUUACGCAAAUCGUUUGACGAUUAAAUGUCAACGUCCGCUCGAGGACAUCAAUUAUGUUUUGUCUCUGACUCCGCUAAUUUCCCUUAACGCGAUAAACUGUUUAUCAGUGAGAGUGCAUAAUAAUGCGGUACUCGCUGCUGCUGCUAAUCAGCUCAGCACUUAUUGCGGGCGCCGUGCGUUGGGACAAGGAGACGACGAACCACAGUGGCACUGGCAAGGGCACAGGUCAUGCCAGCCACGCCCAUGGGCGCAGCAAUGGCGCCAGUGCAUCGGAGCCAAAGCACAGCAAACACAGUCGACCCAUAACGUACAGCGAGGAGGAGGAUUACGAUUGGAUCGAUCCAAAUGAGGAUGCCAGCGAUGUCAGCGAUCAUUCAAUGCAGGCCUUUGAGUCCGUAACAGCGAAUAGUCCGCCCCAUGAUAUCUUCACAUGUUGCAAUCAAGUCUUUGGCUCCUGUCGCACAGCAUGCGAGAACUUAUCCCUCGUGCAAUUAGAUGGCAACAAUGGGCGUGACGAACCACGCACUGAACUGAGAAAGUCUUGUCCUCUGCAUCAACUGGAUUUCUGGAGUUGCGUGAAUAUUACACUGGAAGCGGUCAAUAGGGGAAAGUCCUGGUCAGGACGUCGAUGCUGUCAAACAGCCGUGUUGCCGCAAUGCAAAAAUGCCUGCGCAACCGCAGCAGCGAGUCAUGAGGUCAGCGAUGUUUGCAGAAGAAGCGAUGAGCAGGUGCUCUAUGACUGCUUCGAGCAUCACAAUGCGGCAGACAGUUGCUGUGGAAAGGCGCGUACAUCUGAGUGUUUGCAGGCCUGCCGUGAAGUGUUUGAGCCACCUAAUGAGACCGCAGUGAGCGGCAGCAGCAGUGCAGGCGGCAACCUGGUGGAUGUGGUUUGUGGCGAACGCAACUCUGAUGUGGUGCAAUGCAUACACAACCACACUGACAUGACGCCACCGCUUGAUGCUGAGAAAUAUUUGCCUUGCUGCGAUUACAGCGAGGACGAGAGCUGUCAUCGCACCUGCAAGGAUGUGCUGCAGGCUUCCAAGUUGCAUCAAAAAGCAGAGCGCAGCGAUGUGAUCAUUGGACGUCUCGAGGCAGGCUGCGGCACACCGUUGCCCCAUGUUCGCUUCUGGCAGUGUUUUCUCACCGUCACGGGAAAAUUGUAUGUGCCAGCUGGUGGGAAAUCCCAGCGACGUAACGAAUUGGCAUCCAAUGGCGAUGGUGCUGUGGAGCCCAAUAAACUGGGGUUCGAUGCGGCGAAGCGUCAGUGCUGCGAACAAGCCAGCAGUCACAAGUGUCGACGCCUGUGCAUCGAGAUCUUCACAAAUAAUUGGUGGGAGACGCGCGUGAGCUUCGAGACGGAAUGCUUGGAGCAACCUACUGAGUUAGAUCUGAAGCGUUGCAUUGAGAGUGUUGAUGCGCCCUGUGAGCUGGGCUGCAAGGGACUCAGUUUCUGCACCAACUUCAACAAUCGUCCCACAGAAUUGUUUCGCAGCUGUUCGGCUGCCCAUGAUGCGGCGGCUCGCGAGGAUUUCCUGAUGCUGCAGCAGCGUGGCUUUGUGCGCGUUCUCGGCCAGGAGCUGUACAUCAAGAACACCACACGUUGUGCGCCAGACAAGUGGCAGGCUCUAGUCUGUGCGCUGCAGAUUCAGCCCUGCACCAGAGUUGGCAUGUACAAUGGCAUCUGUCGCGAGGAUUGCGCCGAGCUGCUGGACGAGUGCCUGGACUGGACGCGGCAACCGCAACGGCCACAGGCCAUCUGUGAUCGUCUGCAGCCGCCGGGCAGAACAGAAGCCGAUGAACACACGCCCUGCAUCUCGCUGGGUGAAUUUCUAAAGCCCAGCGAAGUCAGCAAGGAGCUGGAUCCCCAAGGUGAUGGCCUGACGUCGCCCUGUGCUGCCAAGCCUUGCAAUGCCAGCGAGGUGUGUGUGCUCCAGCGCAGUGGCAGCCAAGGCUAUGCCUGCAUACCUGGCUGCAGUCUAGGCCAAGCUUCCACUCUACUCGUGCCUUUUGGCGCCUUUGUGCGGGUGGGCAAGACGAGUGUCAGUCGGGGCUUAGUGCUGGCCAGCGAUCAGCUGCUUACAGCCGAGCAUGAGGUGUGUCGCUGUGGUCUGCAUGGCAGCAUUGCUCAGUGCCAGCCGCUGCCCAGCUACAUGCAUGCUCACUGCAAUCUGCCGCGGGAGCGCAGCUUCCGACAUGGCUCCUCGUUCUAUCUGGAGUGUAAUCAGUGCAGCUGCUUUGCUGGCGAGAUCACUUGCACCAAGCAGCAGUGUCGGCUGCCCGACUACGUAGAUGCUGGCUACACCAGUCUUCCUUGCAACUGUGCCGCACACUUUGUGCCCGUUUGUGGCGCCAAUGGCAACACUUAUCCAUCGGCCUGCGUGGCCAAGUGUUUGGGCUUGCAGGACUCCAGUUUUGUCUAUGGCGCCUGCAAUGCACGUAAUGCCUGCAGCACUGGCGCUCACAGCUGUCCAGCGGGCAGUCAGUGCUUGGAGCGGCGUCAGGUGUGCCUCUCCAGCAUGCAGCGACCCUGUGCGCAGUACAUCUGUGUGAAUGUGUCGUCGCCCCACUGUGGCACAGAUCUGGCGGAUGAGGUGUGCGAUAAGCAGGGCAAGACUCAUCCAAAUGCCUGCUCACUGCUGCGCAACAAUGCUCAGCUGGCGUAUUGGGGCGCCUGUCGACCUGGACAUGAUCUGGAGGCUGAGUCAACACCAGUCUGUGGCAUCAAUGGGGUCACCUAUCGCAGUCGCCACGCUGCCUGGGCAGACUAUGUGCUUGUGGACUACAUUGGACGUUGUCGCGAGGUUGGACUGCUGGCCAGUGACAUGGGAAGUCGGUGCAAGACUGUCAAAUGCCCGUUACCAGUCUCACCAUAUUGUCGUAAUAUUGUGCCACCAGGUGCCUGUUGUCCCAUUUGUGGCGGCGGCGCCUUUCGCAUCAUCUACUCCCGCAAGCAGUUGGACAGAGCUUACUAUGCGCUGCGCGGAGAGCGCACUUCGCUGUUGACUUUGCGUGGCAUCCUCCAGCAGCUGGAUCAUCUGGUGCAGGUCAGCGAGUGCCAGUUGACCGGCUUCCUCAGCAUGGAGGUGGGCAUCUUUGUGGCGCUCGUGCCACGGGGACAGCCAACUGGACUGCAGGUGAAAGCGUGUGAGGCGGAAGCGGAAAAAAUUUCCACAUUGAUCAGUUCGCAGUCGCCGCGUAUUACAACCAAUUUGGCGCUGUCCAGCUUGAUAGUAUCCCACAUGCUAGAAUCUACGCCAAAUGCUGCAGCAACAGUCCCAGCUCAUGGUUACGCUCCUUUACUCUUUGGACUGCUCGUGUUGGCCUUCUUCUCUUUGAAAAGAGCAUGUAUUAUUUAAGAUUUGUAGCUUAGGCCGGCUGGAUGUGAGUGCGGCUUUUAGAGAUCAAGUGAAUUCUUGGUGCCAAAUAAUUAGUGGUUUAGUGGAAGCAACUCCUGUGUGCCUUCAACAGGUCGGGAUUGACCCUUUGUAAGAUGUGAUAUUAGCUAAGGUAAACUAAGCACUAAGUUAAACAGCAAAAUUAGUUAGUGUGUAAAUCCAGAUAAGUUUGAAUUGUACCAACCAAAGCAGCGUCUCCAUAUCUUUACAGCUAGUCUAAUGUAAUCUCUCUUAAUACUAAAGUUAACUUGUUAUAUGCAACAACAACCUCUGGUUGUCGUAAUUAAUCAGAAACAUUCAUUGAAUCGUGUGUUUUAUUGUUUAUUGAACCUCAGCAUAAUCUAUGACGAUGCAUUUCCAUUUGUGUAUAUUUUAAAUCUAAGCCAGCCCAAGUUAAGAGAUCUCCAUAGGCACAGCGUGCACACGCUCGGUGAUCUGCAAGUCCUUGAUGGUGGUGUGCAACAACGGUGUGCUGCCCUUCUUGAAACUGUAAUUGAGCUGACGUUCGCCCUUCUUGUUGGCCAAUUCAUAGUUGCGCAGAUAUUCGGUGCUAUCCUUGCGUAUGACGCACAAAUCCACAUUGGAACCAGAGCCCAAAUCGUUGAAAAUACCCGAUGCAAUAGCAUCACGCACCAGCAAUUUGCCCUCCUCCUCGGUUAGAUCGGGUUUCCAGCGACUUUCAAACACAGCCAUAGCAGCCAAAGAGCCUGAGCCCAUGGUGGCGUAUGGCAAUUUGUCAGCACUGCCAUGGGGAUGAAUGCAAUAAAUGUGUGCGCCAAACUUGUCAACUCCGCCCAAGACUAGAGCAGCGCUAAUGUGUCCCUGAUAGCGGAACAACAUUUGCUUCAGCAUGUUGUUGGCGGCCACAACGGGCACUUGGCGCUCUGUGUUGAGGCGAUGCAGCUCCAGC